CGACCGCGGCAGCUGCUGGAAUCUCGCGCCCUUCUUCUACCUCUCCGUCGUCGAACGCGUUACAACCAGGUGAGGACAACAGCAGCAGCUUUGGCAGUGGCAGUGGGAGUGACCUCAAUACUCCGUAUCAUCUGUCCAUCUCUCCAUCGCUUCCGGGGCUGUCAGCACUGGCAUCCGUUGCCUCUGCUCCGACUUCCCAGCUACGAGCCUCGAGCCAUGUCAACGCGAACCUGAGCAGCAGCAGCAACAUGACCUACGCAACCUCGUCGCCUGCAGCAACAACGGGCGGACAGGGCAACACUCCGCCCGUCUGCCAGAAUUGCGGCACAUCGACCACGCCUCUCUGGCGUCGGGACGAACUCGGUUCGGUUCUGUGCAAUGCCUGUGGUCUCUUUCUCAAACUCCAUGGAAGGCCCCGUCCGAUAAGCCUGAAGACCGAUGUGAUCAAGAGUCGCAACCGAGUCAAGACGGCCGGUCAGGGACCCAAGCGCAAGUCUGCUGGAGGUCUCGAUGCGAACGGCCUGAAUGCUUCAAGAUCGGAGGCUGGCACGCCUCCCUUGGGGUCGCAUGGCUACCGUCGCGCCUCGCGAAAGACGUCACCCGGCCCUUCGGAUCGUUCCAAUUCUCCCGUGUCACGGACCAACACACCUGGGAUCCCUUCCCUGCAACAUCAUAACUCCAACAUUGCUCCGCAACACAUGUUCGAUAGUGUUACUCUGGGAGAAAAUGGGUUCCACCAAUCGAACACCCUGCCGGCCCUGCAGCUGAGGCAGCCGUCUCCAGGCUCAACCUCUUCUGUCGUCGACCGCCAUAUGGAAGCACCACAGACGUAUGAGAGUCUCCUUGCUGCCAACACGUCGCUAAAGACGCGCGUGAGCGAGUUGGAGGUCAUCAACGAGCUCUUCCGUGGUCGCGUCGCGGAACUCGAACAGAGUGAUGCGACGGCGCGGCGGUCAGAGAUGAUCGUGCGCGACUCUGAAGUGCGCCUCCGACAAUCGUUGGAAGAUGCGCAGCGACGGGAAGAUGACCUCAAGCGCCGUAUAAGCGAACUGGAACACCAGUUGCAUGAGCGUGCCAGUUUCAUGGCCGCUCCAAACAGUUACAGCACUAGCAAUGGCUCUGGUGAGCCGAUGACCAAGAAGAUCAGACUGUCAGAUGUAGUGGACUACCCUUCUGCUUCCCCAACCAGGUCUCCGAAGACUGUGUAGCUCCUUUUCAGAGGAUGAUUGAUCGACUUGACUGGGUAUCAAGUCCUCAUCCUUACGACAACGAAACACAUCCUUUUUCUGUCUCACUUC
Paecilomyces variotii is the source of this 1298-nucleotide messenger RNA. RefSeq names its product GATA factor AREB beta. NCBI's taxonomy places the organism in Eukaryota, Fungi, Ascomycota, Eurotiomycetes, Eurotiales, Thermoascaceae. Gene Ontology annotation, molecular function: DNA-binding transcription factor activity, RNA polymerase II-specific; RNA polymerase II cis-regulatory region sequence-specific DNA binding; zinc ion binding. The record is from RefSeq and is a predicted model, not a curated record. Gene Ontology annotation, biological process: positive regulation of transcription by RNA polymerase II; negative regulation of transcription by RNA polymerase II. Bases 249 to 1208 code for a protein of 319 amino acids. The transcript has 4 exons.